UCAAACGGCGGGCAGGGCUAGUGGGCGGGGCGCUGGGUGAACCUGCAGGAGUCGCGCAUCCCCAGAGAGCGCAGCAUCAGUACCACAAGCCAGAGGAGACCGCCGUGAGACGCCCCUCAGCUCUGCUAGCCGGUGGGAACCACAGCCGGAGCUUUGCCAAUGGUAGUGCCGGCCCCGGCCUCUCCCCGUCGAGAGCGGAUUGCAGGAAGCCUUUGAGGACAUUUUAAGGAGUAAAAUCCUAACAAGAGGAUAAAAAUCUGCAGUUCACCAGGAUGGCAGGAGCCUCAGUAAAAGUGGCAGUGCGGGUGCGUCCUUUCAAUUCCCGAGAAAUGAGCAAGGAUUCCAAAUGCAUCAUACAAAUGACAGGAAACACCACAACUAUCAUUAAUCCAAAGCAGCCCAAAGAGACACCCAAAAGUUUCAGCUUUGACUAUUCCUACUGGUCUCACACAACUCCUGAAGACAUAAACUAUGCUUCACAAAAACAAGUAUACCUGGACAUUGGAGAGGAGAUGCUGCAGCAUGCUUUUGAAGGUUAUAAUGUCUGCAUUUUUGCCUAUGGCCAGACUGGGGCUGGCAAGUCAUAUACAAUGAUGGGUAAACAAGAGAAGGACCAACAAGGCAUAAUUCCCCAGCUGUGCGAGGAUCUCUUCUCUCGAAUCAAUGACACAACAAAUGACAAUAUGUCCUACUCAGUGGAGGUGAGUUACAUGGAAAUAUACUGUGAACGUGUACGUGACCUCCUCAAUCCCAAGAACAAAGGAAACCUGAGGGUCAGAGAGCACCCACUCCUUGGACCAUAUGUUGAAGAUCUCUCAAAACUAGCUGUUACUUCAUAUAAUGACAUUCAGGAUUUAAUGGACUCUGGGAACAAAGCAAGGACAGUAGCAGCCACUAAUAUGAAUGAAACCAGCAGCCGCUCGCAUGCGGUUUUCAAUAUUAUCUUCACCCAGAAGAGACACGAUGCAGAGACAGACAUCACCACUGAGAAGGUCAGCAAAAUCAGCUUGGUGGAUCUUGCAGGAAGUGAACGGGCUGACUCCACAGGCGCAAAAGGCACCAGACUUAAGGAAGGAGCAAAUAUCAAUAAAUCACUAACAACCUUAGGAAAAGUGAUCUCUGCUCUAGCUGAGAUGGAUUCAGGACCAAAUAAGAAUAAGAAGAAAAAAAAGUCAGACUUUAUUCCAUAUCGAGACUCAGUACUUACUUGGCUGCUCCGAGAAAAUCUAGGUGGUAAUUCCCGGACUGCUAUGGUUGCUGCUCUCAGCCCUGCUGAUAUUAAUUACGAUGAGACUCUCAGUACCUUAAGAUAUGCAGAUCGUGCUAAGCAAAUCAGAUGCAAUGCUGUCAUUAAUGAGGAUCCCAACAACAAGCUGAUCAGAGAACUUAAAGAUGAAGUGGCUCGCCUCAGAGACCUGUUGUAUUCCCAAGGCCUGGGAGAUAUCAUAGAUACUAAUCCUGUUCCAGGAGGACCUAAAUACAUGUCCGACUUUGAGAACAAUAAUGAUAAUCGUAGAGUGGCAGAUAUGAGUCAACGGAAUGACAAUCUCUCCACAGUGACCAAUGCCUUGGUAGGAAUGAGCCCAUCCUCCUCACUCUCCGCUUUGUCCAGUCGAGCUGCCUCAGUCAAUAGUCUACAUGAGCGCAUCAUGUUUGCUCCGGGUAGUGAAGAAGCCAUUGAAAGACUCAAGGAGACGGAGAAAAUAAUUGCAGAGCUGAAUGAAACAUGGGAAGAAAAACUGCGUAGAACAGAAGCAAUUCGUAUGGAGAGAGAAGCUUUGCUGGCAGAAAUGGGAGUGGCUAUGAGAGAAGAUGGUGGUACCUUGGGGGUAUUUUCUCCUAAAAAGACACCACAUCUGGUCAACCUAAAUGAAGACCCCCUAAUGUCUGAGUGCCUUCUCUAUUACAUUAAAGAUGGAAUCACCAGGGUUGGUCGAGAAGAUGGUGAGAGGAGACAGGACAUUGUACUUAGUGGCCACUUCAUCAAAGAAGAGCACUGCAUAUUCCGAAGUGACACUAAAUCUGGCAGUGAAGCUAUUGUGACCCUGGAACCUUGUGAGGGUGCAGAUACUUAUGUCAAUGGAAAGAAAGUAACAGAACCCAGCAUCUUAAGAUCAGGAAAUCGCAUCAUCAUGGGGAAAAGCCAUGUAUUUCGAUUUAAUCAUCCAGAGCAGGCACGGCAAGAGAGGGAACGAACGCCUUGUGCUGAAACUCCUGCUGAACCAGUGGACUGGGCUUUUGCCCAGAGGGAAUUGCUAGAGAAACAAGGCAUUGAUAUGAAGCAGGAAAUGGAACAGAGGCUUCAGGAACUGGAAGAUCAAUACCGAAAGGAAAGAGAAGAGGCUAAUUACCUUCUGGAACAACAAAGACUUGAUUACGAGAGUAAAUUAGAGGCUUUACAAAAGCAAAUGGACUCAAGAUACUACACUGAAGCUAAUGAGGAAGAGGAGGAGCCUGAGGAUGAAGUUCAGUGGACAGAGCGAGAGUUUGAGUUGGCACUCUGGGCCUUUAGGAAGUGGAAAUGGUAUCAGUUUACAUCUCUUCGAGACCUGCUGUGGGGCAAUGCUAUUUUCUUGAAGGAGGCCAAUGCGAUCAGUGUGGAACUGAAGAAAAAGGUUCAGUUUCAGUUUGUCCUCCUCACAGACACCCUAUACUCACCUCUGCCUCCAGACCUACUUCCUCCAGAUGCUGCCAAAGACCGGGAGAAACGUCCUUUCCCAAGGACCAUUGUGGCAGUAGAAGUGCAGGACCAGAAAAAUGGAGCAACCCAUUAUUGGACUCUGGAGAAACUCAGGCAGAGGUUGGACUUGAUGCGGGAGAUGUAUGAUCGGGCAGCUGAAGUACCCUCUAGUGUUAUAGAAGACUGUGAUAAUGUGGUGACAGGCGGAGACCCCUUUUAUGAUCGCUUUCCUUGGUUCAGGCUGGUUGGCAGCUCUCCUAUUUUCAACACAUGCAUGAGCGAGCGCAUGGCUGAUCUCACCCCCUCCCCCACCUUCUCGAACCCCGACUCCGACAUCACCGAGCCUGCUGACGAGCAGCACGUGGGGAAGGAGGAGGAGGAGGAGGACCUGGAGGAAGACAUCUUUCCGGAGUACCCGCUGUAUGAUGGCCAGGAUCCAUUUUACGACCGCUCCCCCCUGUUCAGUUUAGUAGGAAGAGCAUUUGUGUAUCUCAGCAACUUGCUAUACCCUGUACCUUUGGUCCAUCGUGUUGCCAUUGUCAGCGAGAAGGGGGAAGUUAAAGGAUUCCUGCGGGUAGCAGUUCAGGCUAUUUCAGCUGAUGAAGAAGCACCAGAUUAUGGCUCAGGAGUGCGGCAGUCAGGAACAGCUAAAAUUUCCUUUGAUGAUCAGCACUUUGAGAAGUUUCAGUCUGAAUCCUGUCCUGCAGUGGGAAUGUCUCGCUCUGGAACAUCACAAGAGGAGCUGCGCAUAGUAGAAGGACAGGGACAAAUUACUGAUAUAGGGCCAUCAGCAGAUGAAGUCAACAACAACACUUGUGCAGCCACUCCAGAAGAUAUUCUCCUGGAGAGUUCAGAGAAAUCCACAGUUGAUGGACCUUUUGAGACAGCUUUGGAGCACUUGAAAUUGGGCAGCAUUUUCACUUUCAGAGUUACUGUUCUACAGGCCUCCAGCAUCUCAGCAGAAUAUGCGGACAUCUUCUGCCAAUUUAAUUUUAUUCACCGCCAUGAUGAAGCCUUCUCUACUGAGCCCUUGAAGAACACUGGUCGAGGCCCACCUCUUGGCUUUUAUCAUGUUCAGAAUAUUGCAGUUGAGGUCACUAAAUCCUUUAUUGAAUACAUUAAAAGCCAGCCAAUUGUCUUUGAGGUGUUUGGCCACUAUCAGCAGUAUCCUUUCCCCCCUCUCUGCAAGGAUGUACUCAGCCCCCUAAGACCAUCUCGCCGCCAUUUUCCUCGCGUCAUGCCAUUAUCAAAACCAGUGCCUGCAACAAAAUUGAGUGCCAUGACAAGACCCAGCAUUGGCCCAUGUCAAUGCAAGUAUGAUCUCAUGGUCUUCUUUGAGAUCUGUGAGCUGGAAGCUAAUGGCGACUAUAUCCCAGCUGUUGUGGAUCAUCGUGGAGGAAUGCCUUGCCAUGGGACUUUCCUAUUGCAUCAGGGUAUCCAGAGGAGGAUUACAGUCACCUUGGUGCAUGAGACAGGGAGCCACAUCCGCUGGAAGGAAGUCAGGGAGCUGGUUGUGGGUCGAAUCCGGAACACUCCAGAAGGAGAUGAGUCUCUCAUUGACCCCAAUAUCCUCUCUUUGAACAUCCUCUCUUCAGGAUACAUCCGGCCCUCUCAGGAUGAUCGGCAGUUUCUUGAUUCGGAUAUGCCUAGGACUUUUUACCAGUUUGAAGCUGCGUGGGAUAGCUCCAUGCAUAACUCUUUGCUCCUGAAUCGUGUUACCCCUUACAGAGAAAAAAUCUACAUAACCCUCUCUGCUUAUAUUGAGAUGGAGAACUGCACCCAACCUGCUGUCAUCACCAAAGAUUUUUGUAUGGUCUUUUACUCCAGAGAUGCCAAACUCCCUGCUUCUCGAUCAAUCCGCAAUCUUUUUGGAAGUGGAAGCCUUCGAGCUUCAGAAAGUAACCGUGUGACUGGGGUCUAUGAGCUCAGCCUCUGCCGAGUUGCUGAUGCUGGCAGCCCAGGUAUGCAAAGGAGACGAAGGCGUGUGCUGGACACCUCUGUGGCCUACGUACGAGGAGAAGAGAAUUUAGCUGGGUGGCGACCCCGUAGUGAUAGUCUCAUCUUGGAUCAUCAGUGGGAACUGGAAAAACUGAGUCUUCUACAAGAAGUUGAGAAAACAAGACAUUAUCUGCUCUUGCGUGAGAAGCUGGAGACAACUCAGCGCUUAGGUCUGGAUUCCUUGUCCUCAAGCGCCAGUGAAGAUUCUGAUUCCCGUAGCACAUCUUAUGUCUCAUCUCCAAUCUCUGCAGAUGGUACCCCAGAAGGGAGGCCUUUACCUCUUGAUAUUCCUAGUGAGAGACAGAAAGAACUUGCAGUCAAGUGCUUGCGCCUUCUUACACACACUUUUAACAGAGAGUACAGCCAUAGCCAUGUGUGUGUCAGUGCAAGUGAGAGCAAGCUAUCUGAAAUGUCAGUGACUCUGCUGAGAGACCCAUCCAUGUCAGGCCUUGGUAGUGCAACUUUGACCCCCUCCUCAACCUGUCCAUCCCUGAUCGAAGGCCAUUAUAGUGCUACAGAAGUCAGAGCUCUCCAGCUCCCUUCCAGAGUAGAAAGUCCUGAAAUUGAGCUCACCAUCGAAGGAGAGAAGAAGAAAUCCCCUGUUUGCGGGCCUGAGGAUGAUAAGGAAAUCCAGCGCCUAUUGGUUCCUGAUAUUCAAGAGAUUCGGGUCAGCCCUAUUGUCUCCAGAAAAGGCUACCUACACUUUCUGGAACCCCAUACAAAUGGGUGGGUGAAGCGUUAUGUGGUUGUGAGGCGCCCCUAUGUCUACAUCUACAACAACGACAAAGAUUCUGUGGAGAGAGCAGUCCUCAAUCUCUCAUCAGCUCAGGUGGAAUACAGUGAAGACCAGCAGGCAAUGCUAAAAACCCCUAACACUUUUGCAGUGUGCACUGAACAUCGUGGAAUUCUGCUACAAGCAAGCAAUGAUAAGGACAUGCAUGAUUGGCUGUAUGCAUUUAACCCUCUCCUGGCUGGAUCAAUAAGAUCCAAAUUAUCAAGACGAACAACAACCCAGGCAAGAAUUUAACUUAAUAGAGCUGCCCACCUCAAAAAAUCCAGAAAAGUGAAAUAAUGGGUGCUGUUGGAAGAUCCCCAUCUGAAAAUUGGAAUUUUCCUGUCAUUCAUCUCCUCAGAUGCCUGUGCCACAGAAUGAUCCAUCAUGAGUUACAGCUUCAUUGGGCAAACUCAUUUCCCUUGUGUAAUUUUAAAAGGGUAGUAUUCCCUGGAAUUCUUGCACAUAUGUGAUCUUCCACUCUUCUCUUUAUUGGGUGGCUUAUGACUACUAACAAAGCAAGAGCUUUUUUCUUUCCUUCUGUUUUUUUUUAUUCCUAAAUAAAUUGUUCAAUUUAAAGAGAUAGGAAUUUGCAAGAGUGAACAUUAAUGCUAUUUAAAGAGAUAAGUGAUAGAAUUAUGUGCUGCUAAUUCAUUACUUACUGCUGACCUUUUACAAAUUACUUGAUAGAGAAAGAGUAGUAUGAGAUUAUAUUUAUAAAGUAUUUAUUUCUAUUUACUUCACUGAAAAUAAUAUGCAUUCUGUUAAUCAUGUGUUUUGGGGUCUCCCCUAAUUUAUGCAUAUUCCUGAUGCUGGACUGCAUUUUUGGUAAAGGAAGAGAUAUCCAAAGGAGCCAGGGAAGUGAUGCAAGAAGAAUCCAUCUCUGUUUUAUGUGGCUAUCUUUUUUUUCUUUUCAAGCUGCAUUUAUUGUCUGGACAUUCCUUUCCAGUGUGUUUCAUUAACAACAUUCUCCCCGUCCUUAACCGCUCCCCUCCACUAACACGCAGGUUUUGUUUUUUAAAUGCUUUGACUGAAAGCAAAGGAAUAGCAACAGAAAAUAGGGGAAGCAGGGGUUUCUCCCCUUUAUCUGCUUUUUUUCUUGUUGGAUGGCUUACAUUUUUCCAUUGGAUAAAAUGAAGUUGUAAAUACAUACAAGAGCAUAAGCAGUGACUCGCUGGAUUGGACCGCUGGCCAAUCUAGUCCAGCAGCUUGUUCUCACAGUGGCCAACCAACUGCACAAGGAACCCCACUAGUCUCUCAGCAGAUGGCCUUCAGAGGCAGUCACCCUGCUAUAAAGGCUAAUAGCCACCAAUCCCCACUAUUUCUAUGAAUUGGUCCAACCCUUUUUUGAAGCCAGUCAAGCUGGUAGCCAGUACCACAUAUUCCAAGCAGAAUAAUUUGUGAAGGAAAAGUUUAAGCAGGUCCCCUUCCCAAGUAUUCUUUUGCUCCAAGAAUAUUGCUUUUCAUUAAUUAAAAAAGAGCCCAUGAAGAGGGAAGUAUAGCAAGCGCUGGCCUUGUCUUAAUAAGGAUGAACAGCUGGCACUAAACAUGUGCUGUUCCUAAAAAGAAAAUGCUGGUGGGAGAGCUGCUUAAUCCUUUCCUUGUUGCCAAAUAUUAUUCAUGGCAUGGAAGAGUUUUUCUCUACCCUAUUGCCCUUUCAGUGAGUUUGGGCUGUAGUUCCCAGAUUUCCCUGUCAACAUGGUUAUAGUAGCUCUACAUGUGUGGAAGAUACCAGAUGAAAGAAAGCUAGCAGGACUGGGAGAAGUUGGAAUGCUUCUCAUUAGCGAUGUCAUAGAUAAUAUUUAAUUAUGGUGUAAUAUAGCCAUUUGAAAGACUAUGGCUGCACUCUUUGAGAAGGAGGUGAUAUACAGAAGGUGAUAUACACAGUGCAAACUCAAGAGAUGGUAUCUAGUCUUCCCACAGCAAAGAAAGAACUACUAUUUGUUGGUUGCACUUAAAACUGAUUGUCUGAAAAAGAUUGUUUUCUUUUCUGAGAAAAGUAGAUUUAGAGAAUUCAGUGGGAAUAUAGCAAAGAUGAAUGGUAUCUUUAUGCCUUUCUGUCACUAUAGGAAGUGAAGCUGUUAAAAAUCUCCUUCAAAAUAUACUUGUUAUAUCACUGUUUUUUUUUCUUUUUCAAGUGUUAGAAUUCCAAGUGGAAUGGACCAAUUGGAAAAUGAAGCUGACCAAAGCACAGACACUGAAAAAUAAAUAAAUCCCUAGCACUAAGUAGUUGAGGAAGAUAUUUUCAUUUUUAUUAAAUUUUUAGAGUAAUCUUAAAAGCAAAAGUGCUUUAUCUCAGAGUUCUUGUUUUUGGUGAUUUUUUUUUUUAAUAAAAUGGGUAUCUAUGUAAGCCAACCUUUGGCAAGCCUCUGAAGAUGCCCAGCCCUUCUAAUGUAUGUUCUUAGGAAUGUGGCAUAUUUCACUAAUAGUGAAUCUUGAUUUGCACAGCAUGGAUACACUUUGGUUUCAUUGUCUCCCACUUUUUUGUUGCAUCCAUUGGUCCUCUGUGUGAUGCCCAGAUGAAAGUUUGUUUAAGGAUAUAGUUUGAAUUUCAUGUGCAUGUGAUGUGAGAUGUGUGAAUAUAAAGGCAAGAAUGUCACAAUCCCUUCAGCAUAGAUUCAGUGGAUUGGCAAAAGUGUCCCAGAGGUACAAAAAUACAUGUUUCAGCAGGAAUAACUCCAGAAUCCUUUUAUGAUGUUGUCUCUGGCUGGAAGAUACUUGCUGGGUUCACAGAUUAUCAAGCCAAUUGCUUCUUGUUUAGCUUACAUUGUUGUAUGAAUCCAGAAAAUGUGGAUCAUUGAUGUUUUAUGAUUUGGUGUGUUGUAUAAAUUAGUUAACUGUGAUUUAUUCUGUAAACCAUGACUUAAUGGUGUUUGAACACAGCCACUAUAUAAUUGUGAGAUUUUCUACAUAUUUCCUUCUGAUUAACUCUCUUUAAGAUAGCAUUUCUUUCUUUCAAGAAACUCCAUUCUUAAACAUCUAUAGCAGUGGUCCCCAACCCCCGGUCCGCAGACCGGUGCCGGGCCGUGGAGUACCUGGCACCGGGCCGCGCAGCGGCCGGGGGACAUGAACGCUGCAGCGCAAAGGCUCCUGGGCCGUGCGCAAAAGCUCCUGGGCCGUGCCCCCACCCCUGCGCGCGCUCAGCGGGCCGCGGCGAUAAAAAGGUUGGGGACCACUGAUCUAUAGGACAAAGCCUAGUAGAUCCAAUCUCUUACUGAUCUGGAGCCAAAAUUGAGAAUCAUGGACCCCUCGACAUUACUGAACUGCAGUUACCAGCUGCUGCCUGAAGCAUAGAUAAUGAUGAAAGAUGCUGGAAGCUGUAGUUCAGCAAAUCUAUGAGGAAUCCAGGUUUCCAUUCUUUUACCUAAUGUAAACACUUGUCUUGCUCAAGAAUUAUUCUUAGCACUAGUUCUUAAUUCUGAUCAGUUAAACACUUAUUAAGUUGGGACAACUGUUUGGGCAGAAUGUGUUACCCUAAUUUAAAUGCACAAGAAAGGUAUUUUCACUGCCCAUUCAGUGAGAAUAUUUAAGAUUGUCAAUUGACACUUUUGAGAUUGACACUUGAGAGAUUGACACUUUUAUUUACUUUAAUCUUCAUUAUUUAAUCUUUGUGUUUGCAAAAUAGCAAAGAAUUAUAAUCAUGACUUUAAAAAACAGCCUUGAUAGGCAGUUUUAUUCAUUUCAGCUUUCCAGCCUGAAGCUGCUUCCAGACAAUGUGUUUACAGUAAAAUUGUGUAUGUCUUGUUCAUUCACAUUUAAUGAGGAAUUAACACCACAAAGUCAUCCUCCAAUAACCCUUGCUUUUCGAGUGGUGGUCCUCCCUUUUUUUAGGGAAAGGAAUAAAUAAGCAGUAAUUCUAUUUGAAGCUGUGCUGGCUGGGAAAACUAUCUAAAUUAGGACAGUUAGGAAGAUUUGUCACUGAGGUAGGAGAUUGGCAUUUGGGAAUGCCUUUCAUUUUUGUAUUCCUUGCCAUGAAUUUCUCACUGCAAGACCAAUUCAUUUUUUACAGUGCAGUUCCUUUUCUCAAAAUGGUUUGUCGUUUAACCCUUGUCAUUCAUUUAGUUAUUCUUUAAAAAAAACCAAGGCAGAUUAAUGCAUGUUUGAUUUAAAAUAGUUUCCAAUGUUUUCCUUUACACAGAUACAUUAUCAGCAACUGUUUUGGGUAGCACCAUAUAAGUCAAGGACUAGCAUUGUAAUGCUUGUGGGCACCAGAAGACAUGACCUUUGUAUCAUCCAGAAUACUUCAAAAUUAAAUGUUUUUCUUUUUUAAAAACUAAAAUGACUGAAAACAUACUAUGAAGUUUGGGGUAAAUGUGCCAAAAUUUGGUGAACAAAUUAACCUUCUGCUAUUAGAUUUGAAGAAUUUUUAAUUUGGUAUCCAUGCCAAGUAUCACCUAACAUUCUCUAAGCUACAGAUUGGUACAAAUUAAACUAAUUAUUUAAUUAGACCAAAUAAAACCUAAUUCAUAAACAGCAAAUGAGCUCUGUUGAAAUUUAGGUUUCCUAAGAUCUCUAGCUGCUGGAAGCCAACUCGAGGAAAACAUCUGAAUUUGGGCAUACAUCCUCUGAGAAACAACCACACUUAGUACAACCUGCAAAUGAUUUCUAGUUAGCAAGUUCGACAAUGUCCAAUGUGGCUUUGUCCUGGGUAAGUGUGCAAAAGACUGCAGGCUUAGUCAUUUUAAAGUAAUGCACUCUUUUAAAUAAAGGAGAAACUUACAGAAGUUAGGAAAGUUUGUUCUUUUUGAGCAUAUAUUCUUUAUCAAAAUUUCCCUGUGGCACCCUCUGUGAAUACUAUAUUGCACUAUAGAGCCGAUAUUAUUCCCAUCCAGCACAAUUCAUGAGAUGCAAAAAUCAAAAGGAUCAGAAUAUCUUUAUUACUGAGACAAAAUCAGAUAUCUGAAGUCUUUUAGUUCCUUGUACAAAUCAGAAAUUGUCAGAUAUUUCAUUAUAACAACAAUGAAUGAAGUAGUUAGGUUCUUGCUUGUAUAUAUUUAGCUCUCCAAAUUAAGCAGUCAAUAAAUAUGUACUAUCAACUGCACUGGAACUGAAAAAGAAAAAAUGCUCGAGUGGAUUGUGGACAGAUUAAUAGUAGAGCAUGCCUUAGGUCAGCCAACCUGAAGAGCAUGUCCUUCUAUGGUGUGAUGGUGGGUCAAAGCUUGAUCUCAUGCUUUAUUUCAUGUUUCUUGGGCCAGCAAACCUACAAAGAACAUGAGAGUUUUGAGUUAAGAGAUGACCCAAAGCCCUUAGAUCAGCAGAAAUAUUUUGAUCAGAAUGUAAAAAUCGAUAAAAAUGACUUGGUGAAUUCUGAUCUCAGCAAAUUGACUGUAACUUAUCAUAUAUCAAGCAAGAUGCAGCUUUCUGCUAGAGUGAAUAUCCUCAAAUGAUUGUUAUUUAUAACAGGGUAGUGAAGCCCCAAUCACGAGCACAUCAUUCUUCUUGGCCUCUGUAUUACUGAGGGUGCUGCUUCAUUCAUUGCUGAAAAAAAAUUAAGCUGCUAAGAAAUACUAUCCAGACUUCAACUGAAAUAGAUGAAUCUCUGUUGACUUAUUCUUUUGACUUUGUUUGAAUGUAAAUUUUUAAAAUGUUUUUGCAAAGUACUUAGUUCCAGUAAUAGCAAGGACUUGGUUGAAAAGAAAAUUAUUAUUUUCCCCGCUACUAUGUUAAUAUUUUGGGAGUCUUAUCAAUAGGAAACUUCUUAACAUGAAAUGCAACAGGGUAAAUUUUCAACUCUGCUUUCUCAUAGUCCCACAUCUUACGUAGCAAUCUCAAGAGGGAAAUUAGUUAGUAUAACAUGAUGUAAUAGAACAACACUAUGGUAUUGUACUAACUCACACAUUUCCAUAAAAUAUACACAUUAGAGGUUGAUGUUUAUUUACUGGGUGGCACAGUUUUCUGUUUCUUCAGCUGCACACACUAAAUUAAGGGAGACAUUUAUCCCAUACAGAAGUUCUUUUUAUCACCUUCCAGUAGAUUAAUCUAGCAUGAGAGACUUGAAUAUUAUCAUAAAGCAACAGAAAUGAAAGGAACAUAAUUAGCCAAGAAUAACAAAUACCGUAAGGAAAUUGCAUACCUCUGGUAACCUGCAGCUAUAACACAAGACAUUUAACUGUUUAAUAUGCUAUUACUGUCUCUUUUUCUGUCGUGUAUUCAAUUGCAUAUACAGUACGGAGGAUUUCUAACAUUCAUAAGCUGAGAUACAGUAUCAAGAUCUUUCUGUAUAAGAGGUUAUAGUUAUUUUAAUUUUUCUUAUUUUGCCUGUGCUUCCAUUAUCUAGUUUGUCUACAUGAGUUCUUCCUGUGAUGCCAUCUCCAAAUGCUGGGAGACUAUUUCUCUUGCUUUGUACAGUAUAUAUGUGAUUGCUGUGGGAACACCCUUUACCACUGUAUAAAUAACAAUACUGAAGUAAUGAGUCUAGUUUUCUUGAUGUCUUAAAUUUAUGAGUGUUGGAAAUUAGGGUCUUAAACUGUUUGUGUACACUUCAGGCACUGUUCAGUUAAAGAAAUAAAUGUGGCAUUUAUGCAAAGGC
Molecule: messenger RNA, 11979 nt
Organism: Pantherophis guttatus
Lineage: Eukaryota; Metazoa; Chordata; Lepidosauria; Squamata; Colubridae
Gene: KIF1A
Product: kinesin family member 1A
Biological process (GO): microtubule-based movement
Molecular function (GO): microtubule binding; microtubule motor activity; ATP binding
Source: RefSeq, a predicted model, not a curated record